AAAUUAGCGAAAGUAUAAGUCAAAAUUUUAAGUUGAAAAUGUUAUCCACCAAAUACUCAAAUAUUCCAGAAGAAUUUUGUAGAAUAAGAACACAGAAACCUAGAAUACGUGAGAAAAUAAAUUACAAGAAAUGGUUAACAGCAAACGAUAGGCAAGACGCAAUUUUAUUGCAAGAAGAAAAAAUGCGCGAAUUACGUGAAUUGAAGAGAAAAAUAGGCGAAGACUUUUUCAAAGUAAAAGAAUCAGCUUUGAAUUAUAAAGCAACUAAACGAAUAAGAGACUUGGCGCAACCAAAAGCCCAUGCAAAAAAAGUUACAGAAGCCACUACGAAAAAUUCUCACGUUAAACCAACAGCAUUAAGAUAUAUGCCAACUAAACGAAUAUUGGAACUGGCGAGACCAAAAGAAAAUUACAUUUCAAGAAGACCAGAUUCUUUCUAA
Diorhabda sublineata is the source of this 440-nucleotide messenger RNA. RefSeq lists its product as uncharacterized. The coding region runs from base 39 to 440 and encodes 133 amino acids. The record is from RefSeq and is a predicted model, not a curated record. NCBI's taxonomy places the organism in Eukaryota, Metazoa, Arthropoda, Insecta, Coleoptera, Chrysomelidae. The transcript is spliced from 3 exons.